Mytilus californianus (California mussel) is the source of this 303-nucleotide messenger RNA. RefSeq lists its product as uncharacterized. The transcript is spliced from 2 exons. Lineage: Eukaryota; Metazoa; Mollusca; Bivalvia; Mytilida; Mytilidae. The coding region runs from base 1 to 303 and encodes 100 amino acids. The record is from RefSeq and is a predicted model, not a curated record.
AUGUGGUUUGUGAAUUGGCUGCGGACGACAAAUGUAACUGUUAUUCAAUAUCCUUAUCAAUACUACUGUACCCAGCCAGCAGAAUUAAUUCAUGAAAGAAGACGUCGACAAGGCCGAGAUGCGCUUGUAUUAAUUAUGCUUGAAAACAUAAACUCGAAACAUAUGACUAGUCCGUUGCGCACCUUGCUGGACAGUACGCCAUGCAUUCGUUUCAAGAAAGGAAUUGGAGAGGAUUUGUUCUGGAAAGCUGUUGUAGAAGGGCUCCGAAAAUCUAUCGGACAACCUCCAGUCUCUGUGUUAUAA